AUUAAACUUUCACUAGCUCUGUUUGCAACUUAGGAAUGAGCGAGCCCAAGGCUUCCAAUAUCAGGCUGCUAAGGCCAUUGUGAGAUGACCUCCACUGUGACGUCACCCCCCUGCUAACUCACCGGACAGGUAAGCCUCAGAGCAUUGCUGGACCUGCUUCCUGGAAGCUAGCCAGCUACCUGCUCAUAUUUAUUGAUAUUGCUCAAAAAGGAAGAACCAUAUCAACGAACAUGUAAGUAGGACUUUUCUCCCACAGCUUCUGCAUUGUGCUUGUCUCAUCGUUUAUGAUGGUUCAUGCCAGUCCCUCACAGGGGGUAGGGGGCUAUUUCUUCCCUAGCUAAGAUUGGCUUUCUCAGUCAGGACCAUGGUAAACACAGCAGCUGCCCCCUUUUAGCCCCUGCCUCUGGGCUUGAGGAAAACACUCCCUUCCCAGGACAGUUGGAGAUACCAGCUUGCUGGCAAUCUGAACCAUUUUAAGAUCAAGAAGAUGCAAAUAGCUACCGGUGACAAGUGGGAAUUCAUGUCACAUCUUGAACCUUGACGUGGCUCAGGGGCACUGCAGUCAUGUAACAGGGGAGGAGUCUGCGAGUCUCAUUUCUCACCUAUUUCCUCAUUUUGCUCUAGGCUUCAACGACUGCAAUCCUUAUUGAAAAAGAACAGCAAAGUCACCCCGCAGACUCCAGUGGAAGGGGGACCAAUUCCUUCCCUGGAAGUAUGGGAAGACCAUGGCGAAAGGGUACAGUCUUCCCCACCUGGCUGCCAACACAGUGAAACACAUUCCCCGUACGAAUUUGGAGCUUCCUACUAGGCGCUUAUGGGCGUGGUGGGUGCCAUUUAUGUUGGCUUCCAUCUCCAGCGUGAGGAGGCACCUGGGCUGUUUCAGGCAAGCCGUCAAAGAUCUCUUCCCAUCACUUUAAUGGCUUCUUGCCUUUUAUAACUUCCAGGGGAUCGGCAUGGCCAUCAAUUUCUUAGCAGCAAUAGAAGCAGAAAGGAAGCCCAUCAUGGCAAAGGAGGACCUUGCUAAGAAGAUAGUGGUGAGUGAGGUAGUACUUUGAGAAGGUAUCACCCACAGGGUGGAUAGGAGAGAUCUUAGCAGUGGAUUUUCUGCAAGAUAUUCUGGUGGUGGGUAAGGCUAGUGCACGGCAGAGAAGAGAACAUUGGAAAUGGAGGACCUGCAUGUCUAGAACCUCUCUCUGUGGAGAGGUCUAUGUAUAACAUGUGGGUGCCUGGGAUAUGUGGCCUCUUUUGCACAUGGAAACCCCUUCACAUUGAUACUGUACAGACAUGGGUUUUGUGGAGUUGCAUUUCAUGCUUGAUAACUUGCUUGCAUGUCCAAUAUCAAGAAAACAGCUCAAAGUCAGCUGGUGGUGAAGUUAUGAGUAAACUACUUUAGGGAGCUGAGAGGAACUACGUGCAGCUGAUUUCCAUUUCUUCUGUCCCCCCACCCAUCUCUUCAAGGGCCUGAUGGAGCGAUACAAAGACCAUCCCCUUGCCUUUUUCAUUUUUACCAGCUGCAUGAAUGCAAUCGCAAAUCUGAGGUAAGUUGUGGUAGGAGUCUGGUGGAACAGGAGAUAUUUUUCCCCACGCCACAGAGCAGUCAGAAGCAAAGGAAAAGGACUGGAGUGAGCAAAUGCACCACAAAGAAGCAGAUUGUGCUCCACUAGCCACAAACCCUGGCAAAUCAGCAAGUGGGUGAGCAAGGAUCUGAGGAUUAUUGGCUCUGAGGAGGUUCUGGGAAGAGCUUUUGACUCUCCUAACAACCCUCCACAGGUCCUUUAGAGAAGUUGGCCUCAGGCCGGCUAGGGGGAAUUGCCCUGUUUCUAAGUAGACGUGCUUCAAAUAGACUGUGCUAUAAAUGUGCUUGCCUUGCAGCCUAGGAAAAUGAUAUUCUGAUGAUCCCUUUCUCUUUUCCUUUCAUCAUCAAUGGGAAAGCCUCUGCCAUUAGAACAACUACGCUUGCAAGUUUCCAUCCCCUUGGCAGAGUUUGGAUCCAGAAAGGCUCUUUCCAAGAGCAACUUUCCUAUAGGUUCCUACAUUAUGGGUGCAUCAGUUGUUUUGGCAAACAGUGUGGUAAAAAAAUCCAUCACAUGUUUGCAGAUUCAUCAUCCCGCAUGCAUGUGGGGUGAGAUUUUCUGCUACUUUUUUUUUAGGGUGGGUAAGGAUCCCUCCCCCUGAACUUACAAGGACCGAUGACUGACCUUACUUAACUUAAAUAAUAGCAGAGAUUUCCCCCCCCCCCUUUUCCUUUAUUAUCCAUUUCAAAUAAAGUUCUGCCUUCGCUGCUGACUAGACAAAACUCCUAGAAGCUUCCCAGUCCACCUGAGCUUUCUCAAAUACCACAGAUGCAAGGAAGUCUGGCUGGGCUGGGAGGCUGUGGGCAGACUCCUGCUGCCAUGGGAACUGCAACCUUGUUUAUGAUAGUUAUAAACAGGUACAGAAACCAACAAACACCUUGAGGUUUUCUUUUUCCUUUUUGGAGUAAAUUGUACCAAUUCCUCUGAAAUGUCACCCGAAUGUGCAUAUCUUUUCCCCUCUGGUUCUCAGGGAUACCUUCUUUUGGGCUGGAUGAUGGAGCCAAGCUCAACUUCAGCUAAACCUGAUGAAUAUUCCCUCCAUCACAUAAUAGAAUCCUGGUUUUUCCUCCCCCCUUACAGCAGAAGCAGCCCUCCGCUCUCAGAGAAACUAGAGGCGAAGCUGCUCCAAGUCACUCUGGCACGCCUCAUUAUAAAGAGCACAGAAAGUGAAGCGGUUUGCGACAAGGUAAAUUCUUACUGAAUUUCAACAGUCUUGAAAAACACCUGCUGUGUCUGUGGUCACCAAUCCCUUGUCUCUGAGCUGAACCACUAAGGCACAUUUCGUCUUGAGCAAUGCACAGACUUCUGCAUUUCAGAUGAAGCAAGAGGAGGCAUUAUGAUAACAAGCCCACCUUUGUACCCUCUGUGCAUGGAUCCCCUUUCCAAAGGAGGAACUGUCUUAGACAGUCUGAGCGAAAAGGCUCUGCAUAGUUCCUUUUCUGCCUGCUCUGUUUGGGGAUGGAGAUCUGCUAUGUAGCAAUGACGUUGCUUGUUUUCUGUUGCUUGCAGGCCCUUUGCAGAGGAGCCUCUGAAGCCCUGGGUGCAAUGCUCAAGGGGCUACUUUCAGAGGCCCCCACAAUGCACCACCUUCUGAAGAUCUUGGAGGUGAGUGUUGAAUGUUGAGUCUCUAUUCCUUUCAAGUGUGGUGUGCUGAUGGACAGACUGCCUACCCUCCAACAUUUCUUCAAUGAAAAUAAGAGACUUCCCCUCCAACAUUUCUCCAGUGAAAACAGGGACAUCCUAAGGGAAAGCGGGACAUUCCAGGAUCAAAUGUGAAACCGCGACAGCUUAUGUAAACCCGGGACUGUCCCUGGACUGGCAGGGACAUCUUACCACUGGGGGGGGGGGGGGUAUUUCAUUAGUGAAAUUGUUCCCUAUGGGGCUGUGUCUCUUUGGCUGGAUGACUAGACCCAGUGCUUUUUUUCUUAAAAAAAUGUUUAGGGGUGCUCUCAUUUUCCUACUCAUAUUGAAAUACUGCCCCUCAACGAGGUCAAACUUAGAGUCACAAAAUGUUUAGGGGAAUGCGUACUCCUGUGUACCCCCAGAAAAAAGCACUGACUAGACCUCUUACAAAAUGCAUUCAGCAAGCUCAGUAUGUUUUGAGCCAGUUUAACUGUUCUCCAGAAUGUCUGCAGAAUUGCUGCAUUUUCUGGAAAACAAAGUCCAUGUAAAGGCAAAGGACCCCUGGCAGUUAAGUCCAGUCGCAAAGGACUCUGGGGUUGCGGCACUCAUCUCGCUUUACUGGCCAAGGGAGCCGAUGUUUGUCCGCAGACAGUUUUUCCAGGUGAUGUGUCCAGCAUGACUAAGCCGCUUCUGGCGAAUCAGAGCAGCGCACAGAAAUGCCGUUUACCUUCCUGCCGGAGCGGUACCUAUUUAUCUAAAUGCACUUUGACGUGCUUUCGAACUGCUAGGUCCAUGUAGAGUUCUUUAAAAUCAGGCACAGCUCUCAAAGAGCACGAUAAUGGACUUGGGAGAUUUUUUUGGCCUGUGCAAUGCUUUUUCCUUCCUCAGCACUUCCAACAGUACAUGAGGUCUUCAGACCGGCUAGAGAAGGCCCAGGCCAUCAAAGCCACCAAUUAUAUUUGCUUGGAAGCCUAUUACAGUCUCGGCCUGCAUUACGAUGUGAGUAUUCAACAUGUGAGUGGAGCUUGGCAUUAGAAGUCCGCAGAACCCUGGGAUGGGAGGAAAGAAGAAGGACCAGAGAACAUUUCCUCCCAAUCUCCACUGGAGGUUCUCCUUCCUGAAGAUGGCCUUGUGGGGCCUUAAGACUAAAGGGGAAAGAAGCUGAAUUCCUUGGUGGAUCUGGGCGGCGGCGGCGGGGGGGGGGGGGGGAGAAGUAAUGAAAGAAGCUCACUUUGAUGGCUCUGACUGUGGGAUUUUAUCUAUCUUUCCAGCUUCAUGAAAUGCGGGAGCAUCUCAGCCGAUUAUGGAGGAGCAGCAAGAUCAAGCAGAAAUAGCCUCUUCCUGUUGUCUCUUCCUUUCUCUUCCUUUCUUGAUCCCACCUAGAGGUGCUAACUGGAUUUCCUGGGUCCAGCGCUGUGUAGGCCGAUCAAGCCCAUUUCCACCUCUGCAAACUGUAUAUAUGCUGUUUAUGUACAGAUAUUGAUGUACAAAUAUGGAACAUUAUUUAGAGCCUGUAUUGUGGAUUGAAGAUGGUUUGUUUUAAGAUUGUUUUAGCCUGCCUUUCAGGCAAAAUAUACAAAAUAUAUAAGUGCAUGCAGUUUCAAA
This is a messenger RNA of Podarcis lilfordi (Lilford's wall lizard), 4802 nucleotides long. Lineage: Eukaryota; Metazoa; Chordata; Lepidosauria; Squamata; Lacertidae. The record is from the annotation of a GenBank genome assembly.